CCGAGCACCCAGGACGGACGAGGGGUGUUGGGUCAUAUUCGGGCUUACGUAAAGUUUUUAAUGGCAACAUGAAGCCUCGUAAGCCCGAAGGUAACUAUUUGACUGAGGAUGAUCUUUUGCAGCGUCUUCCUUCCCUUCUGCAGCAGUAUGGACUAUCUGUGUCCGGGAGUGCUCCAGAAGGGGCAUCCAUGUCGCAGCACACACCGUCUGUACCACCUCAUUAUGAGCUUCAGCGUAGUAGCAAGGCGUCUACAGAUUUUGUUGACGUCGCCGGUGUCACUGAGGUUAAGGUCUCUGUGACCCUUGUGCUUCCUGGAAUGGGUGAAUAUACCAUUCCUUGUCCGACUGAGCAUAUAGAGACUGUGGCCGAUUGCUUGGGGAGCUUCGUUGCAUGGCCUAAGUCAUUGGUGGGCAUUGGAGAUCCCCCAGUGCAGACGGCUCAACAUGACGACUUCUCAUCAAGCAAAUCUCGUCCCAUUCUCGGGGUACGUCCCACUGCUCCUAGAUCUCCCGUACAAGAUGUUGUUGACCAGAGCUUAUACGUCACUUUCGGGCCGAGGUGCAGAGAGUUGUGUCAGUGGCUGACACGCACAUCUGCUUUACCUACCAUCAGCGUUAUUCUCAACCCUGAGUCUAUGCUCUAUCCGAAUGAGACGGAGCUGAGGAUGCGCCCGGAGAAUAUACGUGAGUUCAUGCGACGAGAGGAGGUGGAUCAGACCAUCAUCAUUGUUUUCUUUAGAUUGCUGUACGAUCAUAUGAUGGAGCUGGACAUUGCGUCUGUCGGGUUGUUAUGUCUUGGCGAUUACUUCGGGAACGACAUAUGCCUCAGCUUAAGGCUCGACCGGAUUGGGUUGAUGUUCCAGGAGUACCCCAACAAGAAGGGAAUGUUGAUUGUGGUUAUUAUACAAUGCGAUAUUGUUGGCUCAUCGUCAAUAUCUGUGCGAAAUGUUCAGUACCAUUAUUCGAGGUAUUUCAGUCUACUUUGCCUUAUACUAGAGCCGAGUUAGAGGAAAUUAGAGAGUUUUGGGCCAGGGGUUUUCUCGAUGAACUUGUGUAAGUUAGUAGAGUACAAUGUAGUUUUAGGAUUUAGUUGUAUUGUU
Molecule: messenger RNA, 1100 nt
Organism: Cuscuta campestris
Lineage: Eukaryota; Viridiplantae; Streptophyta; Magnoliopsida; Solanales; Convolvulaceae
Source: the annotation of a GenBank genome assembly